CAGGGUCUCCCCACUGUUUUAGCGCAUUUCUCAGAUUCCUGCCCUGUUCCCCUCACACCUGUUUAAACGCCCCUCUGCCUCCUUAAAAGUGUGGUUCUAGCCCAUUCAGGGGGCCUCUGAAUCUGCCUAUGCCACGACUACAGCCCAGAUGAAGGCCCCUACAGCCAUAUUGCCACUCCUCAGUUCCCCUUUUCCAUUGAUGUUAAAACAUUUUUAUACAAAUAAUUUCUGUAGGUGUACAAAUAGUCCUAAUGUUCCUCCUUAGGUGUUUUUAGAUAGUAGUGACUGUUCUCAAAGUAAAGAAUUAAAGGACGUGGCCCCUUGCCACAUUGCCUGUCUGGUUCACGGAGGGUAGUGAUUAUCCGAGUGCUUUCUCAAUGCCCGGCAGAGAACAUGAUGACAAGGUACUGGUAUUUCCCUUAAAGAUCGCAGAGGUACAAUGUAUUUGUCUCUCUUAGUGUGAUAGUUAAGUAACGCAAUAUGAGCUCUGACAGCAAUUUGUCAGAAGCUUGCUGUGUGUUUGUGUGUAGUAGCAUUCUAUACUAAUCCAUCUCAUACAGACUAUUUGAGUUGUCAGUGCCCUAGAAUUUGAAUGUGCAAACUGCUAAUGAUGACCUAUAAGGUUGUUCUGUGGUUAUGCUCAGUGGACUUUUAGUGAUGCAGGCCUGCCUCAAAGAAACAAAAGUGUUGUCACAGGUUACUAACAAAAUGACAAGGCAGUAAAGACUUACUUUUGAUAUCCUUUUUCAGCGUUAGUUACUUGAAACAGAAGUCAACCCUACACCCCCAACCUAAUUAUUGUCUUGCCAAGUAACAGAAGUUAAAACGGAAAAGCCCAGCUGUUUUGAGAGAAGGGGUUCAUUUUGCUGUUCACGCAGGUUUUGUCAAGAAAAUGUCUGUUUUGCUAAUAUUACCCCCUUGGAGUCCAACAUAUGUCUGAACAGAGGUUAACUUGAAAAGGGGUUGAGAAGUUUCAAGUAUUCUGUACUGGGGCAUUAUAGAACUCAUUUGGCAUACGUGUGUCAGUUGAUGAUGAUCAUGCAAUACCAUAUUGGUAUACAGAUGACAUGAAGAGAGAGCCUACAAUGUAUCUCUUCUGAAGAGUACUUCUAACAGGACCAAAUGCAGCUGUAGUGAGGCCAAAACAUCAAGGGCCCCUACCACCCCAUGCACACUUUCUGCCCUCAGCGGGUGCCUGGCUGUCACGGUUUUACGAGUUGUAAGCCUAUUUUAUUUGAAGUUUCCAUUUUAUCGUUAAUUCCCUCAGGUACACACUUAUUAUAGUGCUUAAUGAGCGCUUUAACCAUGUCCACGUCUCGAGGAGAAAAGGAUGGUAGAGGUGCAAGGGGUGGAGUUUCUUGGGGUCAAUAGCCAAUGGAAAGCACCCAAAUUAUGAGUGGCAUUGAGUUCAGUAUUUAUGAACUGUAAAGUUGUCUCAAACUGACACUGGGCUGUGAAGAGAGAUACGAGUACAGGCGAGUGGCAAGGAUGAUUUCUCAGGUUCUCCUGACGGGGACACUAUGUUGCCUACUCCCAGGUUUGCUGGAUGCUACACCACUGAAGGCUAGAGCUGUGAGGGAGGUCAGCAUCGACUCUGCCCAGGCUCGUGGCUUCCUGUCUCAGUCACGCCCCAAACGGAACGUCGAUCACAAGUGGCACCGCGGCACGCCUGAUUUCCAGUCCUACUACAAAUUCUACAACAGCAUCGGCCAUAUUGAAGGACUGUAUGAGAUUGACAGGAUCAGGAUGCUGUAUCAGCAGAUGCGUCACCUGGAGCAGGUCUAUGGGCCAGACGCCUCCAGCUACCAGAAUGCCCUGGGUGUGAUAACCCCACCACCCACCACCAUAGCUCCUACUACCACCACACUGCCUGCUACCACUCAGCCCACUCCUACUACCCAAGCACCACUUUCUUUUACUAAGACUGAAGUCCUGUAUCUGUGUAACCCCAAAGACCCCCUCUGUAAAGCUCACAUCGUCUACCUGCCUGCAGGGGCCAUCCCAGUCCUCUGUGACCCACGCUACAACCCUGCCUGCAAACCCCAAACUGGUAAGGUGGUCAUUGCUGCUGUACCUAUGGAGCCAGCUCCUGCAGCACCUCUGGAGCCAGCUGUUGAAGCACCACCUCCACGAUCUCCUAAGAAGUCUCUCCAACCUCCUCGUCCUCCUCCCAUCGUCAUUAAAGGGAUGGAGUAUGACUGUGACCCUUACUGGGACCCUGACUGCCUGAUCGAUCACCCACCUCGCCCUGUCAAGGCGACUGAGCCACUACCACCACCCCAUACACUCCCCGUUGUUGUGGAGAAGGAGGUGAAGGAAGACGUUGCUCUUGAGGAGACCAAAACACCUUUUGACCUGCGUGAUUUUCAGCAUGACAUAUCUUACCGCUAUUCUGACCAAGCCCCUGACCCGCAGUAGACGAAUAAAACAACAUAAAAUUGACAUACAGUAGUGUUAGUUUACAACAGAAGGUCAGUAAACAAAUACAGGUAGAACAAAACCAUAACUUUUUUAUUAAUGCAUUUUCCCUCCAAGUAUGACACUUUUUCACUUCAUCAGAGAAUAUGGUUUCAGUUUUAGAGACAAGCCUGACAAAAUCUUGUAUUCAACGUGUGUAUGUGAGCCUGUUAUUUUGUUAUUUGUCUGGGUUGUGGACUCUACGAGGUGUUGAAAGCGUUCCACAGACACAGUUGUGUCAUGUUGGCUGGAAGUCCUUUUGAUACACACGGGAAACUGUUGAGCGUGAAAAACCCAGCAGCGUUGCAGUUCUUGAAACACUCAAAGCGGUGUUCCUGGCUCCGACUACCAUACCCCGUUCAAAAGCACUCAAAUAUUUUGUCUUCUCCAUUCACCCUCUGAAUGGAACACAUACACAAUCCAUGUCUCAAUUAUCUCAAGGCUUAAAAAUGAUUCUUUAACCCGUCUCCUCCCCUUCAUCUACACUGAUUUGAAGUGGAUUUAACAAGUGACAUCAAUAAAGGAUCAUAGCUUU
Molecule: messenger RNA, 2992 nt
Organism: Oncorhynchus mykiss (rainbow trout)
Lineage: Eukaryota; Metazoa; Chordata; Actinopteri; Salmoniformes; Salmonidae
Source: RefSeq, a predicted model, not a curated record